Molecule: messenger RNA, 3498 nt
Organism: Melampsora larici-populina 98AG31
Lineage: Eukaryota; Fungi; Basidiomycota; Pucciniomycetes; Pucciniales; Melampsoraceae
Exons: 12
Coding region: 1-3498 (1165 amino acids)
Source: RefSeq, a predicted model, not a curated record
AUGAUGUCUGAACACCCACCCAGCAGCAACUUGGAAAUUCCUAGUACCCCUGAUCCUUCACGAACUCGCACUCAGCCCCCCGUUGUUCACGUUGUUCCAACUCAGGCCACCGUCACCUUGCCUGACCCUGUGCUAGCUACUUCUGUUUCUGUCUCGAACGUCAUUUCACCCGGUGAGAAGAAGAAGAAAAAAAGAAAUCGACCUAAGAAGACCGGCAAGAAGUUCAAGACGCCUGUUCCGGCUGCCGGCGACUUGAAGACGUUCAUCGACCAUGGGACCACGUGUGACAGUCAAGGAUACCCGAUUUAUCCAAAUGGCAACACCGUGUUUGUCAGAGGACCCCGAGACGAGAUCACCAACUUCGGCUACAUUGCAUACCCGCACACUCAGAAGUCUCAAGGAUCAAAAGCAGAGUCAAAGUGGAAGACUAUCUGGUUUAAGUGUCUCGGAGUGUUACAUUGUGACGACAAAUUCUGUGAUUACGCAGCGCCGCCACUGACUGCCGAAGGCAAAGCAGCUGAACUGAUCCUUGAGUCACCAAAGGCCACCGGCUGGGGUGUGCUUCGUCACUCCGGCAUCCAUAACCAUGUCUGGCCGUCAUCCAAAAAAGCGGAUCCUCUCGCUAUGCGAGCCCUCACGGCUCAGUUAGUUAGCAACCCAAAGGCCGGACCUUUGGUGCUGAAGGUUGGCCAGGCUAGUGCUGGCCAGGCAGUCACUGCGCCUGUGGUGGAAAUUCAUCCUGCCUUUGGCAAUGGAGGCCGCCUUGGAUAUUUACGACGAAAAGUCUUAGUCGAGAAGGGACUGAUGCCCGAAAAGGAGAGUCUUGGAGGGGGUGACCGGCUCAUUAUGGAUCUGUUGCAUUGGGGCAGAAACGGUUUGAGGUUGAUAUCAACAUCUCUUCUCGGCACCGACGUGCACAUCACAUUCCAAUCCGAAUGGAUGGCCGAACAACUCUUUCGACGGGAUAAGGAUAACCGCAUGUAUUCAGGCGGUCUCCUAUCUGACGUGACUUAUCGCUUUUUCAAUCACGGUUACCUCCUCACUACCUCUAUGUAUAGCGAAAUUAUGCAUUGCUGGAUCCCGGUGCAGCUCACCUGGAUGUGGGGCCUUGAAGAAGGCCAUUACCAGGCCCAUUUCACUACCCUCCUCCAACAGAUCUACCAAUCCGACAUUACAUACCACGAGCGCGAUCUCUUAGUUCAACAAGUCGUGGACUUUUCUGCAGCCCAGAAAAAGGGAUUCAUCAGUGCUUACAUGAAUGUCUUCAAGGAAACCGAUCCAUCGAAGGCUUUGAGCAAGUUAAAAGGAUGCCAUGAACAUUAUCGACAAUCAAUUACACGCGUCAAGAGAAAUCGAAACAUCGUGGAUUCAAGUAAACUUGAACUAUUUGAACGCCUCGCGUUAGACCUUCUUGAACCCGACAAGCCUGGAGGAAUGACACUCCGUCAAAAGUUUGAUCAGAUAGCCCGGUUGUUCCCCAAAGCAAAGGCCUGGAUUGACUGGUGGAACACGUCGGACAUCCACAGCAUGCUAUUUGUGGCGCGCGAGCGCCUUCCAUUGGACGAUCCACCCAUUGACGGCGAGGAGCCUCUUGAAGCAAGUCUUCCUGACACCACGAAUGGUCAAGAAUCUAUGCAUCGCCAGUAUUACAUUUUGACGUCCGGUCACUGCACUAUCGUUCAAGGAUUCGUACAGCUACUCCUAUUUACCGAGUCUUUGAAGCGUGACUUCUCCCAAAUUCGAAGUGGCAUCGCGGUGAAGUAUGGGCGAAACUGGGACUCAAUCGUCGAAACCUUAGGAUGGUCUAAGGAGCGAACCCGUCGCAAACCUGACGCUAAUGAUGGACGGCCUCCCGAUACCACCGAUGCGCUCAUUCGGCCUAAGAAGCUCGGGCGCCCUGCAGGAUCUACUAAUGUGAACCGUGAUCGCCACUCCUCUUACCAAUCCUAUUCCGCGAGCAACGACCGAGGCAAGCAAAAUAGGUGUUGGGAGACAGCGACUUUGGAAAGUAUCUAUCCUACAUUCUCUCCCUUGUGGAUGGAGGGCUCGACUGGCAAAGUCAUCUCACGUGAAACGCUUUCUGUUCGGCCGACUUGUUCUUGGAUUACAUCCUGCUCACUAAGCGCAAUGCACCAACAUCGAUCGGACGUCAUUUCACUUAUAAACUCCUCCGGAACUACCAAUCCACCAAACACCCUGCUCAUCAAGAAAGCAAAGUUUCAACCAAGAUCUCUAUUACCAUCACCACAGGCCUCUUCCAUGAAGCCGGCCUGGAAUACUCCAAUAUCACUCAACUUUUAUCUUUUUGGCACACCGACGCAGCUAUCAUCAGGCCGCCCUGACUCUCCUGAUGAUAGAGAACUCAGUGAUAUGUUUCCUGAAUCUUCAGAUGUUAUUCCUCAGCUUUAUGAACGCUCUGUAUUGGACUUAACUACCAAUCCGAUGAAUCUCUACUUCCACCUUGGCAACGCGGCUGCUCUCGCCGAGGACGUUCGUGAUAGUUUCAUGGGGGAGAUGCAAUGGCCUGAAACUCUCACCUUUGGCCAAACUGUUUAUCAAAUCGUCUCACGUGGGUUUUGGGGUUAUAACCACUACUGGUGCAAGGUGGUCAGAUACGUGGAUGGUGUUAUGGGCGUUUGGUAUUACGAUGAUCGCAAGGACGAUGGCCGAGGCCAACUCCUUGGUCGCGAACUCAGCUUCAUCUCCGGGGCUCAAUGUUCGACUAGCUGGCUUGUAUACUCUCGGAAACCGACGUCUGAAGAACAGAAGGCCAUUGACCGUGGGGUAGCCAAAAUACAUCAAAAAAACCCCGACUCGCUAGGUGAUAUCCCUUUUGUUUCAGCCUUGGACAUGGCCGGUGUUGAGGAGCAAAUUGAAGAAGACUUGCCCUCGUAUGAAGUUACUUCAACUGACAAGGGCCCUGGCCAUCAUUUGAAACAAGGCCACUUUGAUAACAAGUCCAAGCAAGCUUUCACAUCAACGUGUCCUCCAGUUCUUGGUCAGCAUGGUGGCCAUGAUGUCAAGAAACAAGGUCGAAGUGGGAAUCAGGCCAAGGCGGCUUUUUCUUCCACUUGUCCUCCAGCCUUGGAUCAUCAACAUGAUGAUGAUCAUACGUACGGGGACGGUGAUAUAUUUGAAAAUAAACUUGAUCAGAUUGCCCAACCUGUUGAUGCGGCAUACGAUUCGUCCAGCAGCGAGGACAUGCUGGAUUCCGUUGAGGUCACCCAUCAACCCUCAGAGGCCAAACCUGAUCCUCUCACCCUGCGCCUCCGUAUCAAGCGACCGGCUCCAGAUUCUAGCCCUGUGAAAUCACCGUCCCCAUCGCCUCUCAAGCAAGGAGCUAGGACGACUAGGAAGAAAUCAAGCGGCAAGAAAGGAGCGGUCAAAGUCGAGCAACUUGAGCCUGUCUUACCACCUGUGGAUUCUCAAGGUGCCAGUGUGGACAUCAAGGCUAAGGCAAAGCCAAAAGGUAGGAAGGAAAAGGUGCCAAAAGUCUAA